Molecule: messenger RNA, 987 nt
Organism: Nakaseomyces glabratus
Lineage: Eukaryota; Fungi; Ascomycota; Saccharomycetes; Saccharomycetales; Saccharomycetaceae
Product: UBX domain-containing protein
Cellular component (GO): endoplasmic reticulum
Molecular function (GO): protein binding
Source: RefSeq, a predicted model, not a curated record
AUGGAUGUUGAGAGUCUGCUGUGGCUAUCCAUUAGGGACAGCAGAAGAAUUAUAGUAACUGUAACUGACGAACCUAUGGGUGAGUUGGCUGAUGAGUGUCAGAUAGUCAGGCUUUCGAGGGAUUCAGGUAGUUUCCAGCGGUUUGUUAGUGUUUUUAAUAGUAGUAAGACUGCUUUAUACUAUUAUAUUGAAGGUCCAACUGUGGUGGAGGCCCGCAGUCUGGAUGAGUUGAAAGCUCGAUUCCCUAAUAAGAACAGCACAAGACCCUAUGAAAGUGAGAGACAAAGGAUUAUAGACUUGAUAAAUGCAGAUAAACUAGAGCGAAACUCAAGAAGCAGGCAGUUAUCUGGAUAUACUGCCCUGUCUUCUGAAGUUGUACUCAAAGAUAAUAUCAAAAACAACAAGAGCGACAUAUGUACAUUGAAGAUUAGGAUGACUAACGGUGACUAUGUACAAUAUGAUUUUGACUCCAAUACUUCCUUAGGAAGUGUGAGAAGGUGGCUGAAAGACUACCGUACUGAUGGGGACUUUCCCUACUUGUUCCACCAAAAUAUCUCUAGGAAAAGCAUAAGGAUAACUGAAGAAUAUAAAACUUUGGCCGAGCUAGAUUUGACCCCAAGGUCUAUUCUAAUGUUGAAACAAUAUGACCUACGGCCUAGGACUCGAGUCCCAAAGCCCAGAAAGAGAUCGUGGUAUUGGCAGUUCUUGACCGUAAGGAUUAAGAGACAACUUCUCGAAGGAUUAUCAGAAAUUCUAGCGAGCCACAGGACCACUAGUAAUAUUAUGAGAAGCUCGUCGAUGAGUUAUUUGCAGGCAGAUGAUUCUAAUAUGACCAAGAUUACUAAUAGUCUCCCUCCUAAUGAUGACAAUUCAGAAGAUAUUGUCAAAAUCAAACAAAAAUACAAUCAAAAUACGGGAUCAAUUAUGAACACUCCUCUGGAAAUAGCAAGACCAGACUCACCUAGCGUUUUGCAGAUAAAUACAUGA